Molecule: messenger RNA, 3273 nt
Organism: Girardinichthys multiradiatus
Lineage: Eukaryota; Metazoa; Chordata; Actinopteri; Cyprinodontiformes; Goodeidae
Gene: stk39
Product: serine threonine kinase 39
Exons: 18
Coding region: 437-1951 (504 amino acids)
Biological process (GO): protein phosphorylation
Molecular function (GO): ATP binding; protein serine/threonine kinase activity
Source: RefSeq, a predicted model, not a curated record
UCACUUACGCUGAGAACUGCUAAGCCAUUUUAUCUGAAAAUGCUCAAAUCAAAUUACGGAUGAUUUGGUUUAAUAUAUCAUUUAAGAACAAACAUCAGUUAAGAUUUUAUUUGGCAAGUCUUCAUUCGUCCACACAGAUUCAUUGUGGUUUUGAACAAUAUCUUCCUCAUCGUGCUGUGAUCUGACAGCACGCGCGCAUGUUUCUGUGACGCGUGCCUGAAUGUGUGUGUGUGUGUGUGUGUGUGUGUGUGUGUGUGUUCCGUUAUUUUUCCGGGUUGUGCUCAGUCAGUAAGACAGCCAGGCAGGCAGUGUCGGUGGUGGUUGUGGCGCUGCAGCUGCCAGCGGACACUUCCACCGAGGAGGAGCUGAGGUCAAACUUGGCUCUCUCUGUUUCUCUGUCUGUGACCGAGGCUGCAUCAUCACCAUCAUCAUCAUCAUGGCGGAUCAAGGCGAAUCUCCGGCUACCGUCCACUAUCCGCAACCCACCACCGGCUGGCCAAUUACCCGGGAGUCCUACGAGCUGCAGGAAGUCAUAGGGAGCGGGGCCACAGCUGUGGUGCAGGCAGCCCUCUGUACCCCCAGACAGGAGCGUGUGGCAAUAAAGAGGAUCAACCUGGAAAAAUGCCAGACCAGCAUGGAUGAGCUGUUGAAAGAAAUUCAAGCCAUGACUCAGUGCAACCACCCUAACAUUGUCACUUACUACACUUCCUUUGUUGUGAAGGAUGAACUUUGGGUGGUGAUGAAGCUCCUAAGUGGAGGCUCCAUGCUGGACAUAAUUAAACAUUCCAGAAAAGAAGAGGAUAAAAAUCUUCGAGUUUUAGAUGAGCCAAUUAUUGCCACAAUAUUAAAAGAAGUUCUAGAGGGCCUGGACUAUCUCCACAGAAAUGGACAGAUUCACAGGGAUGUGAAAGCUGGGAACAUCCUGCUGGGAGAAGAUGGGUCUGUUCAGAUUGCAGAUUUUGGGGUAAGCGCAUUUUUAGCUGCAGGGGGCGACAUGACGAGACACAAAGUUCGAAAGACUUUUGUUGGGACGCCGUGCUGGAUGGCUCCAGAGGUGAUGGAACAGGUUCGGGGCUAUGAUUUCAAAGCAGAUAUAUGGAGCUUUGGAAUUACAGCGAUAGAGUUAGCAACAGGGUCUGCACCCUAUCACCGCUACCCUCCAAUGAAGGUUUUAAUGCUCACCCUACAGAAUGAUCCUCCCACCCUGGAGACGGGUGUUGAGGACAAGGAAAUGCUGAAAAAAUAUGGAAAAUCAUUUCGAAAGCUUAUAACAAUGUGCGUUCAGAAAGACCCUGCUAAGAGGCCUACAGCAUCGGAGCUUUUGAAGUGUAAAUUCAUCCAAAAGGCUAAGAACAAAGAACAUCUUGUUGAAAAGCUUUUGAGUCGUGCACCAAAGAUUUCUCAAAGAGCAAAGAAGGUGAGGAGAGUCCCAGGCUCCAGUGGCCACCUCCACAAAACAGUGGACGGAGACUGGGAGUGGAGCGACGACGCACUGGACGUGGGCAGCGAGGAGGGUAAAGCAGCGGUGAAUCAGGGCAGGUCACGAAGGGUCAAAUAUGAGGCCAAAGACAAUGAGGAAGAUGCCAACAGUGUCCCUAUAGAAGGCUUGUCUGUUCAGCAUCCCCAGGUGGAACCAUAUGAGAACACACCCUUCAUUCAAGGUGCAGUGAACAUGGUACUGCGACUACGGAACUCCAAAAAGGAGCUAAAUGACAUUCGGUUUGAGUUCACCCCUGGGCGAGACACUGCGGAUGGCGUCUCCCAGGAGCUUUUCUCAGCCGGUCUGGUCAAUGGGCUCGAUGUCUUAAUUGUUGCUGCUAACCUUCAAAAGAUUGUAGAUGACCCAAUUACCUAUAAAGUGUUGACCUUUAAGCUGGAUUCCAGCUGCGAUGACACAGAGAUCCCGGAUGAGGUGAAGUUGAUCGGCUUUGCACAGUUAAGUGUUAGCUGAUGCUCCCUUCAUCCAGCAGGUGAGGCAGGGAAGAUAGUUCAGGGCAGACAGACUGAGGAACACACCCUGACCACCACCACCACAUCCUGCUAUAUCUUUCCCCACAUCCUCCCAGAAAAUUCCCUCGCCAACUUUCCUUCACUCCUUUGAUUUUCCCAAAGCUCUGCUGUCGCUUCACCGCCACCUCUGUAGUGUCGACGUCCCUGCUCGCUGUCCCUCCACCUCUAACCUUAACAUUCCAGCACCCAGCGCACAGAACAGAACCAGGAUACAGCCCAGAAACCAAAAGAUGUACUCAGGUGGUGAAAGAAGGUGAUAAAAAUGUAGCUUUGAAUGUUUUAUUUAUUGUCUAAACUCCUUUUUAGUUUUGUUUUACACUGCAUCACUUGUUUUUUUCAGCGAAGUUCUCAUUAUUUAUUAAAAUGAGAAGAUAUUUAAUUUUUUUUGUCACACUGUUUUGUUGCUAGUGUGAAAAGAAAUUUCCCCACAAAUCCACUCAUUUGUGAAAUCCCCUUGGGGUCUGUGUCAGAAUGUAAGAUUUGGUAAACAUGUAGAUAUAAGCACAUUUUUAUAAUAACAUGAUGAAUGUUCUAAAAAAACAAUCCCCGGAAUGAAUCAUCUUAUGUGUUCAGACUUGUUUAACUAAAAACGUAAGGGUUUGGUUGAGUGUGCAGAAAUAAACGAGACCUGGAUGUUACUGUGUAUAUUUUGCUGCUCUCUACAGUGUUAAUGCUUCAGAAAAUGUUUGAGGUGCCUUGUUCAUUUUUCCGUGCCUAAGAAAGUUGUCAGCAAGUGAGAUCGCACUGAGAGCAGAACCUGUUGAUCGUCACUUCAUCAACGUAUUCCUCCUGCAACGAUGCUGUUCAGACGUGCUGUCCUAGCUCAAUGAGGCGAGAUGAAAUGCACGUUCGAGACCUUUUUUCUUUAGACAAAUACAACCUUAUGGAACCUGCAGUCAUAUACUCUUGCUCUAGCUGGUGUUUAUCAGAUGCCACAACCCAACACUGGGUGCAUUUGUUUUGUUUAAAGAAGUAAAGUAGCUACCUACUUGUACUGUAAGGCAUUUAAAAACGGAACCAAACAGUGUCUGCUGAGUGUGAAGAGCCAUUUGUUCGUCCAAACAAGUCCAGUAGCACUAAAUAAUUUUACGUAAAAAGUGUUAAAUAGUAACUCCACAAUAAUCUUUUAUUUUCUAAAGUAAAUUAUUGUUUUUUUUAUGUACAUUGUGCAUCAUUUCAGUAUAUUACCCAUUCUCCUUUUCUGUAAUCAGCUAAUGUCAAAUUUCUUAUGAGAAGCUGCAAAUAAAGAGAGUAUUUAAGAAA